AUGUCAGCUUAUAAAUUACUUUCACCUGAAAAGGCUGCUAAAUUACUAACUAGCUUAUUACCCUCUAAGCAAAGGGUUAUACCAGUGGAUUCAUCAUGGUAUAUGCCUAAUAUGAAUAGGAAUGGCAAAGAGGAAUAUUUGAAAGGGCCAAGGUUACCUAAUGCUGUGUAUUUUGACAUAGACGAUAUCAAAAAUCAUAACUUGCCAUAUCCACAUAUGCUCCCAGAUCUUCAAACUUUUAACAAAAAAAUGAGUGAGCUAGGUUUAUUACCUUCUGAUAUUUUGAUUGUUUAUGACAAUAUUGGAAACUUUAGUUCUCCUAGGUGUGCUUGGACCCUAACAACGUUGGGUCAUAAAGACGUAUAUUUAUUAAACACAUUUGCUGAAUACAAAGCCUUAAAUCUACCACUAGAGUACAAUGUUUUAUUAUCUGCAAAUAGAUUUCCUAAAACUAACUAUGAAAGUGUCAUUGAUCAUACGGAAGAACAGGUUGUGACUUAUGAAGAAAUGGAAAGGUUAUUUAAGGAUCAUUUGCUCAAGACCAAAUACAAUGUUUAUGAUGCUAGAUCAUUGGGUAGAUAUUUAGGUAAAUGCCCUGAACCAAGGCCAAAUUUUCCGAGUGGUCAUAUACCAGGUACUUUAUCAUUACCAUUUACUACCGUUGUUGACAAUAAAAAAUUUAACAAAUUUGAUGAUUCAAAGGAAGAAAUACAAAACAAAAUUAACACCUUUUUAAAAGAAAAUAAUUUCCCACCUUAUGAUCCUACCAAACCUACAAUCUGUAUGUGUGGUACAGGAGUAAGUGGCGUUAUUAUUAAGACUGCUUUAGAAAAUAGUGGUAUUAAAAAUAUUAAAUUAUAUGAUGGUAGUUGGACUGAAUGGAUUUUGAAACAUAAAGAAGGAAGUAAGGAGGAUCAAAAUUAUAUUGCCACGGGUAAUGCCAAUUAA
Saccharomycodes ludwigii is the source of this 948-nucleotide messenger RNA. RefSeq names its product thiosulfate sulfurtransferase (gene TUM1). Gene Ontology annotation, biological process: transsulfuration. Lineage: Eukaryota; Fungi; Ascomycota; Saccharomycetes; Saccharomycodales; Saccharomycodaceae. The coding region runs from base 1 to 948 and encodes 315 amino acids. The transcript has a single exon. Gene Ontology annotation, molecular function: thiosulfate-cyanide sulfurtransferase activity. Gene Ontology annotation, cellular component: mitochondrion. The record is from RefSeq and is a predicted model, not a curated record.